UUGUCCUUUCUCUUUUUUUUUUUAGGUUUCUUCAGGAUUUUUCCUUUCUUUCUCGAGGGUUCACACUUGUUGUUCACACCAUCUCCAUAUAAAUCCUUUCUCUUCCUCUAUCCAACUUUUCUUCUUUCUUUCAAACAUCCAUCUCUUUUCAGAUUCAACAAUCCUUUUGGUGGCUGCAAAACAAAAACUAAUCCUUUCUGCGUGUGAUUACUUGUAAUGGAAGGACACCCUCACCAUCAUCAUCAUCAUCAACAACAACAACAACAUCUUCAACAGCAGUACCAAUAUCAUCAUCAACAACCUACCAGCAGUGUUAGCGUCGAUGCCGAUAGAUUCCCUCAAUGGAGUCUUCAAGAAACGAAGGAUUUCCUCACGAUCAGAGCAGAGCUGGAUCGGAGUUUCUUGGAGACCAAGAGGAACAAGCUGCUUUGGGAAGUUAUCUCUACCCGGAUGAGGGAAAUGGGUUAUAAUCGCAGCGCUGAACAGUGCAAGUGCAAGUGGAAAAACCUUUUCACUCGUUACAAGGGAUGUGAAAUGAUGGAAGAAGAAGCUAUGCGGCAACAGUUCCCAUUUUACAAUGAGUUGCAAGCCAUACUCUCGGCAAGGAUGCAAAGCAUGAUGUUGUCAGAAACCGAAGGAGGGGCGACCGGGUUGAAACGGAAGGCGGCGGUGCAGUUAUCUUCGGACGAGGAAGAAGAUAUCAUGGAGGAAAAGGAGUUAGAAAAGAGUAGCGUUAGAAAGAAGAAGCAAGGCAAAGCCAGUGGUGCAGCAGGAAGUACAAGCGGGAAUAGUACUAAUAGCAUAAAGGAGAUUCUAGAAGAUUUCAUGAGGCAACAAAUGGAGAUGGAAAUGCAAUGGAGGGAAGCGUUCGAGGCGAGGGAAACCGAGAGGAGAUCGAAGGAGAUGGAAUGGAGGAAGAAGAUGGAAGCAUUAGAGAACGAAAGGUUAUUAAUGGACCGGAGAUGGUACGAAAGGGAAGAGCAAAGAAGAAUAAGCGAAGAAGCUAGGGCUGAGAAACGAGAUGCCCUUAUCACAGCACUGUUAAACAAGCUCAGAAGAGAAGAUCAUCACAUGUAGAGAACUACUACAAGUCUUUAUUUAUUCAAAUGUUUUAGCAAAAGAUGAAGCUCUAUUCGAGAGGUUUGUCCUAGAACUCUUGUUUCUACAUAUAGGAAAUCGAUAUGUUCUUUU
Hibiscus syriacus is the source of this 1191-nucleotide messenger RNA. Its product is annotated as trihelix transcription factor GT-3b-like. The record is from RefSeq and is a predicted model, not a curated record. The coding region runs from base 217 to 1077 and encodes 286 amino acids. Lineage: Eukaryota; Viridiplantae; Streptophyta; Magnoliopsida; Malvales; Malvaceae. The transcript is spliced from 2 exons.